GCGCUGGUGGGGAGAGGUGUUCGGGACAUGCUGAAGCGUGCGGAGUUCAUGACGGUCCCGCGGAGACAAAGACAUAAGAAAAAAUGGGUUUCUGUGAGCUCUCCUCAUCCCACCUUCCUGGAGUCUGGGGACUUUCCCAAAAUGACCCUCAGCCCUGUGAUUCUGAGCAUUGUGGUGUCAGUCACUGCAUGACCUUAGGCUGCCACAGAGCCCAAAUUUCCUGCCACUCGACUGGCUCUGCAGAAUUUUGACAUGACCUACAGUGUGCAAUUUGGGGAUAUUUGGCCAUCGAUCCGGGUCAGUCUCCUCUCAGAGCAGAAGUAUGGUGCACUGGUCAAUAACUUUGCUGCCUGGGAUUGUGUGAGUGCUGAGCUGGAGCAGCUGAGUGCCAGGGACUUCGUGAAUGAAGCUAUCGUCCACAGGGAACCAGAACCUGAGAAUGGCCAAACUGCAGCUCCACCCCCUGCCUCCUGGGCCUGCAGUCCAAACCUUCGAUGCUUCACUUUUGCCAGAGGGGAUGUCAGCCGUUUCCCUCCUGCCAGGCUUGGCAGCCUGGGUGUCAUGGAUUACUACCUGAUGGAUGCUGCCUCCUUGCUGCCUGUCCUGGCCCUCGGCCUGCAGCCUGGUGACACCGUACUUGACCUGUGUGCCGCCCCUGGGGGAAAGACACUAGCAUUGCUUCAGACUGGCUGUUGCCGCAAUCUCGCUGCCAAUGAUCUCUCCACUUCACGAACAGGCAGACUACAGAAGAUCCUUCACAGCUAUGUGCCUCAAGAUGUCAGGGAUAGGAAUCGAGUUCGAGUCACAUCAUGGGAUGGAAGGAAGUGGGGAGAACUGGAGGGGGACAUCUAUGACCGGGUGCUGGUGGAUGUGCCCUGUACGACAGACCGCCACUCCCUUCAUGAGGAGGAGAACAACAUCUUUCAGCGUUCAAGGAAGAAGGAGCGGCAGAUGUUGCCUAUGUUGCAGGUGCAGCUUCUUGCGGCUGGACUCCUUGCCACCAAACCAGGAGGCCACGUUGUCUAUUCCACCUGCUCACUCUCACACUUACAGAAUGAGUAUGUGGUGCAAGGCACCAUCGAGCUCCUGGCCAAUCAAUAUGGCAUCAAGGUUCAUGUGGAAGACCUGACUCACUUCCGAAAGCUUUUCAUGGACACAUUUUCUUUCUUCCCAUCCUGCCAGGUUGGGGAGCUGGUAAUCCCAAACCUCAUGGCCAAUUUUGGGCCUAUGUACUUUUGCAAAAUGUGUAGAAUGACGUAGCAUCACCCUGUUCCUGAAGUCCUGUUGUAGGAAGACAAAGGGUGUACUCUUGUGGAGACCAGUGGCUGAGAUGCACUCUGGCCUGUCUCCAUCCCAUUCAAGUCUUUCUGUAGACAGUUUUCAGCAGUAGGAAGUAAGAGUUUUUCUGUCCUGCUGUCCAGUUGUGGAGCAUCAGCACGUUUCUAACUCACUUAUUACACCCCACUUCCAACCCCUACUCCCCAUCUCUGAGCCUGUGCUAAAGGUUCCUGCCCCGUUAGGAGCUUAGGAGGAGGAACCAGUGAGCAGGGCCACUCUUUAAGCUGUAAACUUGGGAAGAAGCAUUUAGCCAAUAAAAUUGUUGAAGCUCCAUGUAGUUGGGACUGUAGUUGGGGGGCCUCACGUCAGUCCAAGUAGUGUUAGUUCCUUUUGUACCCAGGUACCCAAAGCACAGGACCUCAGCCUGGUUACAGGCCUCUGGUUACAGAGCCCGUCUCACACUUGAGGUGAGUUCUGCAUGAUAAGUCUUGAGCAGCUGAAGGGCUUAAACAAGCCUACCAAGUUUCUCCAUAUGUCCCAUGAUCUAAUUUAAGGAACAAGUAACUAAAAUGUUAAGCCAGUGCAUAAUAAUCUGCUUACUUACUUUGAGAAAUCUCUCUUGAGCUGACUAAUUCCAGCCAUUCCUCCUGCUGUCAACAGCACUGCUUCCCAAAUGUGGCUGGGAAGAGGUCUAGUGGCUCCAUGGGUUCCUGUGCUCUAGAGCCUGCGAGCCACAACUACUGAGCCCACGUGCUACAACUACUGAAGCCCACGUGCCUAGAGCCCAUGCUCCGCAACAAGAGAAGCCACUGCAAUGAGAAGCCCGUGCACCGCAAUGAAGAGUGGCCCCCACUUGCUGCAACUAGAGAAAGCCCAUGUGCAGCAGCAAAGACCCAACACAGCCAAAAAUAAAUUUUUAAAAACUAAAACAAAAAAAAUUAAAAAAAAAAAAAGAAUGUUCAUAGUAGCCCUGGUCACAAAAGCAAACCCAAAUGCCCAUGAGAGUGGACAAAUAAAAUGGAAUAUUCACACAAUGGAAUAUUAUACAGGUGUCAGAACAAAUGAGCUACAAUAACACAUAACAAUAUGAAUGAUUCUUAGCAAAAAUAUAUUAAAUGAAAAGUUUAGUCCCAAAGAUUAAAUGUAGCAUGAUGCCCUUUAAAAAUAAAACUUUAUUCUUUUUUGUUGUUAUUUACAUACGAUAUAAUUUAUCAAUUUGAAAUGUACCAUUUAAAUGAAUGUUGAUAAUUCAUUAUAGUAGUAUAGCCAUCAUCACCAUCAAAAUAUAGAAAAUAAUUCCAUCUUCUAAAAAGUUUCCUUGUGCUCCUUUGCACUUAAUCCCCUUCUCCCACUCCUGGUCCCAGGUAAUCACUAAUCUGCUUUCUGUCACUAUAGUUUUGCCUAUUCUAGAAUUUCACAUAAUGGAAGAGAGAGUUGAUUUACAGCUGGAUUGCAAAGGCUGUGUCUUUAUCUGGAUGUCUGUUUUUUCACUCUUGGCCGAGGUAAGGGCAUUGGUAUUUCUAAUGUGCUAUUUAAAUCUGAACCUCCCUUGGUGAUUCCCAAGGUCACUUUCUUUACUGACAGUUUACAGCUGGCCUAACUGGUUACAUGUGUGUGGCUUGACUACAUGGCCAGAGUAGCAUAAAAAAGAUCUGAGCUCUCCCACAGCCAAGAUUCCCCACACAGAUCAUGGAGAUUCAAUCCAAAGAUAGAGUACUUUGCUUCACAUCCUUGCUAAUACUUGGUAUUGUAAAUUUUAAACUUCACAUCCUGUCCCAAUGCAUUAUGGCUUUGCUACUUCCUUCACCAAGACACAGUGUCUCUUUCCUCACACCUUGAAUCUGGGCUGACUGUAUGAUUUGCUUUGACCAGUUAAAUUUGGUGGAAUGAAUGUUGUGUAAAUUCUAAGCUUAGGCCUCAAGAGGCCUUGUAGCUUUCACUCUCACCUUGGAACUUUUCUACUGCCAUGUGAAGAAGUCCAGGCUAGCUGCUGGAGACAUGUGAUGGACACCAAGCUAAGACCUUCUAACCUCCAUUAAGUAGUUAAAUGACCCAAACUGCAUGAGUGACUCCAGUCAAGACUAGCUUAGCUUGCUGAUUCCCAGAAUCAUGAGUAAAUAAAAUGGUUGUUUUUAAACCGCUAAGUUUUGGGGGGGGGGUUGUUACACAGCAAUAAAUAAUUGACACGUGUGGAAAACCCAAAUCUGACUGUCAUUUACCUGCUUACAAUCCUUUGUUCUCUCUGCAUUGCCUGCAGUAUCAAGUCCAAACUCUGCCCUGGCCCCUGGUUGUUGAUUCUAUCUCUGCUAUCCCCCAAUGCUCCCUUCUCUCACAAGUUCUUUUUGUAUCCCAAGCAUAACCUGUCCCCUGGUGCCUCUGUGUCAUGACACAUUGUCUUCUGUGUCUAAAUGCCCUUUUCUUUCUGUUCUUGCUAGCCCAGAUUUCCACCCCCUCCAGGAAGCUUUCUCUGAUUUUCUAAAGCAGACUGAGUUGUUCCCUUUUCUGUGCUUCCCCAGCCCUCUGUAUAUAUUAUGAAUAUAACACUUCCCUUGUGUGCUUUCUCUCCUCACCCCAUCCCCAAACUGAGAAUUAUUCGGGGCAGGAAGCUAGUAUCUUGCAUCUC
Molecule: messenger RNA, 3901 nt
Organism: Physeter macrocephalus (sperm whale)
Lineage: Eukaryota; Metazoa; Chordata; Mammalia; Artiodactyla; Physeteridae
Gene: NSUN4
Product: NOP2/Sun RNA methyltransferase 4
Exons: 7
Coding region: 253-1260 (335 amino acids)
Biological process (GO): RNA methylation
Molecular function (GO): RNA methyltransferase activity
Source: RefSeq, a predicted model, not a curated record